UUGUGUGAUCGGAUGAUUUUUCCCUACACUAGACACCUCAUGUGGGAUACUUUUAGUAAAACCUUCAAGGUGCUUAGAAGUAAUGAGGGAAAUUGUUUGAAUUUAAACUGAAGCUGGUAAGGCUGAAAGUAUUUUAGAUUAAAGUUAGAAAGAGAGAAGAAUCUGAGUUUGGGACUGACACGUCUGCUCAGACUGCUGAAAGUAAAAGUGAAACUGGUGAACCAGACUGACGAGAAGACAACAACCAAGUAGAGAGUUAAACAGUAAAGACAAAUGGCUUCUAAACUGGAGGAAGAUUUCUGCUGUCCUGUGUGCUGUGACAUCUACAAGGAUCCCGUCUUUUUGACCUGCGCUCACAGCAUCUGUAAAGCCUGUCUGCAGCAGUUCUGGGAGAGCAAAGGAUCCAGAGAAUGUCCCUACUGCAGGAGGAAGUGCUCUAAAGUGGUUUACCCUCCUAACAUGGCGUUAAGGAACCUGUGCGAGACCUUCUUAAAGGAGAGAAGUCAGAGAGCUUCAGCAGGGUCUGAGGUGCUCUGCAGUUUUCACAGUGAGAAACUCAAGCUCUUCUGUCUGGAGGAUAAACAGCCUGUGUGUGUUGUGUGCAGAGACUCAAAAAAGCACACUGGCCACAAAUUUCACCCUGUUGAUGAAGCAGCACUUGACCGUAAGGAGGAGCUCAAGAUCAAACUGCAGCCCUUACAGGAGAGACUGAAGACCUUUGAGGAGGCUAAAGUCACCUGUGAUCAAAUAACUAAACACAUCAAGACUCAGGCCCAGCACACAGAGAAGCAGAUCAAGGAGGAGUUUGAGAAGCUUCACCAGUUUCUACGAGAUGAAGAGGCAGCCAGGAUAGCUGCACUGAGGGAGGAAGAGGAGCAGAAGAGUCAGAUGAUGAAGGAGAAGAUUGAGAAGAUGAGCAGAGAGAUCUCAUCUCUUUCAGACACCAUCAGAGCCAUAGAAGAGAAGAUGGGAGCUGAUGACAUCACAUUCCUGCAGCCCAAACCCACAGCAGCACUGACUCCUGAAUGUUAUUCCAGAGCCCAGUGCACACUGCAGGAUCCAGAGAGGGUUUCAGGAGCUCUGAUCAAUGUGGCAAAGCACCUGGGCAACCUGAAGUUCAGAGUCUGGGAGAAGAUGCAGGAGAUGGUUCAGUAUGCUCCUGUGACUCUGGAUCCCAACACUGCACAACCAGGUCUCAUCCUGUCUGAGGAUCUGACCAGUGUGAGAUGUGGUGAAAAGGCACGGAAGCUUCCCGAUAACCCAGAGAGAUUUGAUGAGUAUGCCUGUGUUCUGGGCUCUGAGGGCUUUAACUCAGGGACUCACUGCUGGGAUGUGGAGGUUGGAGAGAACAAAUUCUGGAAUGUGGGUGUGAAGGCAGAGUCGGCCCAGAGGAAGGGAGAAUAUGAUAAUGAUGUGAGUGGAGAGUGGUAUAUGUGGUAUAAAGGUGGUAAAUAUGGAGCAUGUUCUGCAUCACAGUUCUCCACUUGCUUUACAGUGCAGCAGAAACUCCAGAGGAUUAGAGUGCAGCUGGACUGGGACAGAGGAAAGCUGUCAUUCUCUGACCCUGAUAAUAACACACACCUACACACUUUCACACUCACUUUCACUGAGAGAGUGUUUCCAUACUUAAACACUCCCCAUAAUAUCCCUCCUCUGAGGAUCCUCCCAGUGAAGGCUUCAGUAAGAGUAGAGCAGCCCAGUUAGAGCCGAUUCUGCCUCUUAACCAGAACAGACUCACAGAGAGGGAAGCUGGAGAAAACUGUAUGAUAAAACCAAGACCAAGUGAACACUGCACUAACGCCACCACAUAUGAUGAUGUAAAGCUGAACUGCUGUGUUUUAAAUGAGCGAAGACUUAAA
Molecule: messenger RNA, 1859 nt
Organism: Sardina pilchardus (European sardine)
Lineage: Eukaryota; Metazoa; Chordata; Actinopteri; Clupeiformes; Clupeidae
Product: nuclear factor 7, brain-like
Exons: 5
Coding region: 274-1704 (476 amino acids)
Biological process (GO): protein ubiquitination
Cellular component (GO): cytoplasm
Molecular function (GO): ubiquitin protein ligase activity; zinc ion binding; protein binding
Source: RefSeq, a predicted model, not a curated record